This is a messenger RNA of Chiloscyllium plagiosum (whitespotted bambooshark), 1656 nucleotides long. RefSeq names its product dual specificity phosphatase 2 (gene dusp2). Gene Ontology annotation, biological process: negative regulation of MAPK cascade; endoderm formation; protein dephosphorylation. Gene Ontology annotation, cellular component: nucleus; cytoplasm. The record is from RefSeq and is a predicted model, not a curated record. Lineage: Eukaryota; Metazoa; Chordata; Chondrichthyes; Orectolobiformes; Hemiscylliidae. Gene Ontology annotation, molecular function: MAP kinase tyrosine/serine/threonine phosphatase activity.
AGCAGCAACAGGCGGCUCCCGCAGGAGCUUCAGACAACGGUACCUGGAGAGGAGUUAUAAUCCCACAACAUCCCUCCAUCAGUCCGAACGCUAGCUCCUGACCCUGACUACAACCCCCUCCCCUGUGGCUGGAGUAAUUUGUGGAUUGCACCCUUGAACAUGGUCACCACUGAGCCCCUGGAGAUUGACAGCUGCCAGUUGAUGCACUUGUUGGUGGAGGCUCAGAUGCGCCCCCUGGUGCUGGACUGCCGCUCCUUCCUGAACUUCAACGCCUCCCACAUUCGGGGCUCCCACAAUGUCUACUGCAACUCCAUUGUCAAGCGCAGGUCCAAAGGUGCCAUCACCCUGGAAUGCAUCCUGGCCGAGGAGAGCGUCCGCGCUGGCCUGAGGGGCGGCCGCUACCCCACGGUGGUGGUGCUGGACGAGAGGAGCCUGGGUUUCGCCUCGCUGACCGGUGACCACAUGGAUAAGCUGGUCCUCAGCACCCUCAUCUCUCAGCUGGAUGCCCACAGCGUCCGCACCUACUUCCUGAAAGGAGGUUACGAAACCUUUCACUCGCUGUUCCCUGGCAUGUGCACACAGAUUGCCAAGCCUUGCCCAGAGGGGAGCCCUGGUGAAGCUCCAGCUUUCCGAUCCAUGCCAUUGUGCGAUCGGGGCGGCCCAGUAGAAAUUCUGCCCUUCCUGUACCUGGGCAGUGCCUACCACUCCUCUCGCAAGGACAGCCUCCAGUCUCUGGGCAUCACCGCCCUCCUCAACGUCUCGUCUACCUGUCCCAACUACUUUGAGAGCACCUUCCAGUACAAGUGCAUCCCGGUGGAAGACAGCCAUGUGACCGACAUUAGCGCCUGGUUCCGGGAGGCCAUCGACUUUAUCGACUCGGUGAAGAGCAGCGGAGGCCGGGUCUUGGUCCACUGCCAGGCGGGAAUCUCCCGCUCGGCCACUAUCUGCCUGGCGUACCUGAUCCACACUCAGCGGCUCCCCCUGGAGGAGGCCUUCGACUUUGUCAAGCAACGGCGAGGGGUCAUCUCGCCCAACCUCGGCUUCAUGGGGCAGCUGCUGCAGUUCGAGACCGAGGUGCUGUGCCGCUGAGCGGAUUGGGCGGUGGGACGGAGGCGGAGGGUUGAGACGGCCAACCCCUUCCGGAAGUUUCCGGCCGCGGCCUUCGAUGGCCACCUCUCGACACGUUGCCGCCCGCUCCCCAAACUCCGGGCCUUGCUUUGCGUUGACGCAGAAGCCUCCUGUCCGUUUCCACCGACGGGGUCGGGACCAGCCAGGCGCUAAUUCCCCAGUCCCCGCAACGCCGCCUCCCUGUGGUGGGGACUGGGAAAAACAUUCUGACCACCCGCACUGCCUGCUCUCCAGAGCUCAGGCUCCCUGAGGAGGGGGGUUGGAAAACAGUUCAGGGAAAGCAUCUGAGUGACUUUGGACUGUGUAACUGGGCAGCUGCCUCACCACGCGACAGAAAAUGUGACUUGUUUCUCUGUUUUAAGGGAAAACCUACCUGCUAAUUUCCUCUUGAAAGGAAAGUACUUUAUAGAGAGAGAGAGAUAUAUUUUUUUCAGAUUCCCUGUUUUGUAAUUGUCAGAAGGUGCACAUUAUCCAGAUGAAUUAUUUAUUGCGUUUUUUGAUAAAUAAAGUUUGCAAUAUUUUGUUGAA